Elaeis guineensis (African oil palm) is the source of this 1163-nucleotide messenger RNA. RefSeq lists its product as uncharacterized. The record is from RefSeq and is a predicted model, not a curated record. Lineage: Eukaryota; Viridiplantae; Streptophyta; Magnoliopsida; Arecales; Arecaceae.
GAGAUGCCCAAAGAAUAAAGAUCAAGGGAGAACCUCCGGCCCGACCAGCGACGAAUAAACGAUGAAGUUUUCCGACUCGCCGGUUAUCGAGCUCCCGGUGGGCGGCGCCGCCCUCUCCUUCGAGCAGGACAACGGCUCGAUCCACGUCGGCACCUCCGUCUGGCCCUGCUCCCUCGUCCUCGUUAAAUUCGUCGACCGCUGGCUUCCCCGUCUCCCCUCUUCCACCGCUGAUUCUGUCCCCAACCCCUACGCGCAUCUCCUCCACUUCGCCGGAAAGCGCGCCGUCGAGCUCGGCUCCGGCUGCGGCCCCGCUGGCCUUGGCCUCGCCGCCCUCGGCCUCGACGUCGUCCUCACCGACAUCGCCCCCGUCCUCCCCGCCCUCCGCCGCAACCUCAAGCGCAACCGCCCUGCCCUUCCCAAAACCCCCAAGGUCGCCCAGCUCUACUGGAACAACCCCGCCCAGAUCGAAUCCCUUAAGCCCCCCUUCGAUCUCGUCGUCGCCGCGGACGUCGUCUACAUGGAGGACUCCGCGGCCCACCUCGUCACCGCCAUGGAUGCCCUCCUAGCGCCCGACGGCGUGGUCUUGCUGGGGUACCAGCUCCGAUCACCCGAAGCCCACCGAGUGUUCUGGGAGCGAUGUCAGCAGGUGUUUCCGGUUAUAGAGAAGGUCCCCCACGAGGAUCUUCACCCGGAUUAUGCCUACGAGGAGACCGAUGUGUAUCUCCUCUGGAAGAGGAAGUGAGAUUUGGAUCGACGCAAAUUCACCAGGAAUUUGGGGAGAAAUUCGCUCGAGAAUAGGACAUAUGAGUGUAGUUGCCUGUUCAGUAUGUGCAAGAGAUUGAAGUACAUUUCUGAAAUAAAGGGGGCUUUGAGUUUCAAGCCUCUAUUCCAUCUGUCUCAUGUGAAAGUGGUAGAUAAAUGAUGACAAAUACUACCUCGAUAACUUGUCUUGAGAGGUUUACAUCAAGUAAGGAAAAAAAAAAAACUUGUCUUGAGAGGUACAGGUACAUGUAGAUUUUCACUUUUCAGCUUCAUUCCAUGUCUCAUAUGAAGCUGGUGGAUAAAUGAUGAGAAACUAUAUCAAUAAUUUUUCUUGUGAGAUACAAGGAUGCAUUCGAACGUAGUGUAAAUCAUAAACUGGAUUUGUGCAAUUAUUUCACAGU